AUGUGUUGGCGAGUGUCACGGUAAAUAUGGGUUCACCCAUUUCACACAAGGCAGAAGUAUUCAGUGACUAUAGAAAGGCCAUGAAACAUGAAACUGGCCUAUUUGCAGCAUCAUGCCCUUUCCACGGAAGAAAAUAAAAAUUGUUGAUGAAGACGAAUCUGGCAAAAGUAGAGCCAAAUGGGUACGUCCAAAAGAAGCAGAUCCUCAAUGCUAUCAUGAGUCAAGCUCGCAAAGAGAACUCGCGGAAGGUCAGCAUCAAGCUGAGGAAAGGGUGAGUAUUGACCCAGAAACGCUACAUGAAAGCGAUGGCCUCGGCAACUUUUUGGAUAAAGCAAGUGAAAGUAAGCCCUCCAGCAACAAAUAUAGGGACAUGAAAGGCAAGGAUAUUGCAAACUGGAAGCUCAUUCGUGACUCUAUUCAAAGAGUUGCAGUAGAAAAUGAAGCGCCUCCGCCUAAUUUGGAAAACUGUCUUCGUUGCAGCUUGAAUUUUCAACUAAGUAGGCGAGAAGAUAGCCAUGAAUCAUCCUAUUUGUUUCGCUGCAAGGAUUGUGGGCCUCAUUAUUUUGUUUGCAGACAGUGUCUGAUAGAUGAUCAUUUUCUUCGACCAGCUCAUUGGCCCCAAAGAUGGGAUGGAGAAAGAUAUGUGAAUAUUCAGCUCCACAACUAUGAAAACCCUUUAAAAAUACCAGCAGCUGUGCAUUCAUGCCAGACCCAAUACAAACGAUGUAUCAAAAUUGUUGACAUUCAAGGGAGAGUUCAAGAUGCCUUCGUGACAUUCUGUAGCUGUGAAAAAGAGGCAUUGACUCUUUUUAGGCUUGGUUUCUGGGCCUCGUCUAGCAUAAAGCCAUCAACAGCAUACAGUACUGAGCUUUUGAAAACAACGAAAGCAUUGAUGCUGGAAUGUCACGUUUCCCUUUUUGGAAUGGCAAACUCAAUGAGAUGGAGGAAUGGCUUAUCAAAGACGCAGGCUACCUCGAUAUACCGCCUCUUGGUUAAUGAGAGCUUUGAAGAAUACAGACAUUUUCAUUAUAGAUAUGAAACAUUUAGAUUUAUUUGCCCUGAGGUAGAUGAUGGUGCCACAUGCAUGGUUUGUCCAAAGGAAAAUGGAAAAAUUGUUUUGAUGCUUGAUGGAACAUUUGGAUGUGUCAGAAAGCAAAGUUCGGGUUUCAGUAUGGAACCUCCGAAACACGGGGAACGAUUUUUUGUAGAUGACAGUAGUGUAGACCAGUUUGUAGAUCAGCACUGCCAAAACACCAAAGAUAUUCGAAUGGAUUGCAGUAACUUCAGGGCUGGAGCUGACAGUUUAAGAUCUAAGCUGCAGUACAAAAAGCUUGAUAUCACUGGCGUGUUUGGUUGCUCGUGUAAACAUGACAUACCUGGUUGUUUUCUUAAUAUGAAGAACGGUGAAAGGUUGGGAUAUCCUGUGUACAUUUUGCAAGCCUUUCUAGAGAAGUUCGAAAAUUCAAAUGUCAGUUUUGGUAUCCUAUAUGAUAUUUCAUGCCUCUUAGCCAAACAUUUAAAGAAAAACAAGUUGGAUGUCAAAUUUCAAAGCUGCACGUUCGCAACACCUGACUGGCAUGCAUAUGGACAUGUGGCAUCAUGUCAAAUUCAGUUUGCUGUCCGGUUUCUUUCGGAUUUUGGAAUCACCGAUGGCGAAGGGGUUGAACGCCUGUGGUCUUACUUGCGUCAGUUCACUGCAAUAACAAAGGAGAUGACACCAUCUCAUAGAAUAGAUUUAUUGACUGAUGGUUUGAUUCAUUUUGCUCAACGCAAAAAUGCAAGCUUGGAGUAUUCAUUGGUAGAAAGAUAUCAGAAAGCAGACAAAAUCUUGCUAUCUAGCACCGAAGAACUGAAUCGUUUGAUGAAAGAGGCCAAAGGUAGUUUCAGUGAAGAGGAUAUAUUAUGUUGGCAUGAAACCGAAAAGAUGACAUUAGCAAUGAGAAAUUCAAACAGAAGGCACGGUCAAGAGUGGAGAGAGCUGUAUAUUGCAAAACUCAUAGCACUGAGCACAGCUAAAGAUGAACUACCGUUAUGUACAACAAUUGAUCAAAUCAAGCAAGUUCGGCAACAUAUGAAAGAAACUGAUCAAGAAUUGAAAAAGAUUGAAACCAAGAAUGGUUUAUCCAAUAGAUGGACAACAAAGUCAGUGGACUUCCAACAUACGUUGAAAAUAAUUGAGGACCAAAAAAAAUCAAGCCUUUUGAUAAGCGCUCGCAGUCAAGCAGCAGAACGAAUUUUCCAUCUUGAUCUUAAAAAGAAAUACUCUUGUGGACAGGAUAUUCCGAAACGGAUCGAAGCGAUGAUUAAGAAAGCCUCGAAAAAGCUCACUGAAACAGUAGAAAAAUAUAACUCGAGCGUGUUUUCUUCAAUCAGCAGCAUGCCUAACACUGUCACGUUUCAGGAUCUCAAGGACCCCGAAGGACUUAUAUACGAGGCUGUAAAUGUUGACCUGCAACUACCUUGUUCUUUGUCGCCUAGCAUUAGAAGAAAGGCAACAUCAUUGUAUUUCUUAAAACAGCGAGCUUGCAAAGAGAAACAAAUAGUGCCAGUUGAAGCUAAGCGGUUGUUGCAAGUAGUUGAAGAUAGAAUCAGAAAGGUAGACCAGCGAAUAAAGGAUCUAUCAGUGAGAGAGGACAUGCGCCCGUUGCAUCUUGGGUCAAUAUGCAUUCUAUUGAAUCAUGUUUGCAGUCUCAAAGCAAGAGUGAAUCAAGCCAAACAAAUUUUUUCGAAGAUUAUCGAAGAAAAACACCCGCCUUUCGAAGAUGUAAACGCAAAGCCUUGCACCCCUGUUCAACCGACUAGGGACUCUACUGAAGCCUCAUAUGAUGAUGAACUAUUAGAUAUAUUCUUAGAAGGUGUUGAUGACGACCUUUCUGACAUUGAAUAAAUCUAAAUUUUGUUUUAUGGAAUGAAAGAUAAAAGAAUGACGGUAGUCAUUAAUUUUGCAAUUAUAUAAAUACAUAGAGAUUUAGUCAACUUCUAAGAACUCUUUGAAAUAAAAUCUUAAAUGUCUUUUUAGACCGAAAUAGAGCCCUGCCAUCAGCGUUCAUGCCAAAUAUAACUUCCGUCUUAUUCCAAAUGAAAACAUUCAUCUUUCAACGUAGUUAUUUCAUAUAUAAUGUUGCCAUACUAUCGAUAUAUUCUUCCUAGCACCUGGGAUAUGUUUACCCCGAUACGUUUUCAAAUGAAAAUGCAAUCACAUUUUUACGGUUUUGCUUCUUAUCAACACAACGAAGAUAAUUGUGUCGCAAAAACCGCAAGCAUUUGAAACACCUCCCAGAUUGUUCUAUUUUUGGGAAUUGCAAUUAUUCGAAAACACAACGUUGUCGUGGAAAUACAAAACUUUUGUUUUCUUUAAGAUGUGAAUGCAUUUUUUCAAAACAUAUCGGUAUAAUCUUGUGCUUAGAUGUCUCUCUUCUCUCCUGCAAACUUGAUUUUAAAUUACGUCUUCCUAAUCAGUUUUCCCUAUGUACCAGAGAGCUAAAUGAAUUUAAUUUCAUGAUAAUUUAAAGGUAUCGUUUAAAUAUUCAAGAUAUUAAUAUGCAAGGUUUACCGACUAACUUGUGAAUUAUUGAGGAUGCUUACCUCACGAUAUUUUAUGACUUCGCGUAUAAAUGUUUAUCCAUUAGCAACCUUGCCAGCAUCCUCUAUCUCAACCUGCAAAACCAAGGAAAAUAUGUACGCAUGAAUCUUAGACACUCGACAGUCACUUAGCAAUAUUUUUUCAAGGGCAAUUAAUCUACCUCAAAUCUGAAAUGAGUCUAAAUACCUAUUAAUUAGGGCUAUCAUUCUAUGCAUUUGUCUGAACCAAUUAUAUACUACUUUAAAAAGACAUGCGAUAAAGACGAAAGAUCAUCAUUUUAUGCGGAUCUUGUCAUUCGCGAAAUAACCCAAGGGUAUAUUCAACAUUGUUCAUUUCAUGAAAUGACUAAAAUGGACAAAUCCUCAUGAAAAAUAAAAAUUUUCAAAAAAUCAUCAUUUUAUGCGGAUUUUGUCGUUUCCGAAAUAACCCAGGGGUAUAUUCAACAUUGUUCACUUCAUGAAAUGACUAAAAUGGACAAAUCCUCAUGAAAAAUAAAAAUUUUCAAAAAAGCAUCAUUUUAUGCGGAUUUUGUCGUUUCCGAAAUAACCCAGAGGUAUAUUCAACAUUGUCCACUUC
This is a messenger RNA of Rhopilema esculentum, 4159 nucleotides long. RefSeq lists its product as uncharacterized. NCBI's taxonomy places the organism in Eukaryota, Metazoa, Cnidaria, Scyphozoa, Rhizostomeae, Rhizostomatidae. The record is from RefSeq and is a predicted model, not a curated record.